Molecule: messenger RNA, 1701 nt
Organism: Diplodia corticola
Lineage: Eukaryota; Fungi; Ascomycota; Dothideomycetes; Botryosphaeriales; Botryosphaeriaceae
Exons: 3
Coding region: 1-1701 (566 amino acids)
Source: RefSeq, a predicted model, not a curated record
AUGAGCUCGCAACCCUCAUCCUCCUCGUCCGCAUCCUCCUCCGGGAAGCCCGACAAGCUCGAUCCGGUUAUGCGCAACGCUCUCCGCUACACCCUCAGCGCCCGCGAGUACAAGCUCCUGCAUCAGUAUCUGAUCUCCCGCGCUCCUCCUGCUGCCCGCCAAAGAGCUCCUCCACCCCGCCGCUACGACGCCAUUGUCAAAGCCACCGAUGACUACAAUGCUGCUGCCGUCCGCGCUUCGCUGCGCCUCGCCUUGUCUUCCUUGGCCGCGCUGAAGCUUUGGGACCUCGUCUCCGCCCGCCUGCUCUCUGCCCGCAGGCCCGUACGUGCAAAAUUGCCUUUCUGGAAGUCGCGAAACGUCCGCCUCUCCAGCUCCCUCGCCCUGAUCUUCUUCUUCCAUCGCAUCCUCCAUCGCUUCUUCCUCCGCCUGCGGGACAGCAUCCUCGCAAACAACGCCAAGCCAUUCCGCCGCCGCAACCCUCGCGUCACAAAGGUCCUCACCUCGCGACUCGCUCCCGCCAUUGGCGCAAGCCUGUCGGGCUUCUGGCUCGGCCUGUGCCCCGCAGAUCAGCUCAGAAUCACUGUUGCCAUCUACGCCUUCACACGCUCGCUGGAGUUCGUAUACAAUGCCUUGGAGGACAAGGGGCUGUUCAAGAAUCGUCCGUGGUGGUUUGGCUCGUGGUUGCUGUACCCCGUGGCCUGCGGCCAACUGCUGCAUGCAUUUGCCUUCGACCGGGACUGCUUCCCCGACGCCUACGGCCGCUUCAUACUGAAGAACUCGCCUCAGUAUAUCCAGCCCAGGCCGUCCCAUUACACGGGGCAAGCUCCAUGGCCAGACACAUAUGCAGUGGUUGACAGCCUUGCCGAAAUUUCCCGCCAGCGCUGGCCUCUGUUCGUUUCACCCAUCAUGUUCCCCAACAAGCCAACUCUGCCCCGGACUUUGACCGCCAUAGCUCCCAUCACCUCGCCCGCUCACCCUGCAAUCAAGAAUCUCUCUUGCGCUCUCCUCCACCCACACGACCCGUCGUGCGCCCGAACAUACAUUUCCUAUUUCAUUCAAGCCUUCCCUGCUCUUGCUCGUUUCUUCACCGUCAUCUUCGGUGUCCUUUCGCUGGCCAGAUACAAGGCCUUCAUCGAUGCUCCCUUUGCCGCCCUCAACCGCCUUGCGAAGUCCAUCCUCCGCAUGUCUCUGUUCGUCACCGGCGCCAUCGGCUCCAGCUGGGCGAGCAUCUGCCUCUUUCAGCAGUACAUGCCACGGAACUUCCUGCCCACCCAGCGCUUCUUCCUCGCCGGUUUCCUGGGCGGGCUGUGGGCUUUCUUGGAACGUCACAACGGCCGCACCACUUUCCUGUACUCGUUCCGCUUGAGCGUCGACAGUUUUUGGAAGGUCGGCGUCAAGCGUGGCUGGUGGCGAGGCAUCAAGAAUGGGGAUGUGCUGCUCUUCGUCGCGAGCUUGGCCGUCAUCAACACCAUGUAUCAGAUGGACCCCAAGUCGGUGAAUGGCGGCGUUGUGAGAAAAGGGCUAAGCAUGCUACGCGGCGAUGGAUGGGUGGACCGCGCGCUUAUGCAUGAGAAACGUGCGAAGAGGGGAAAAGGGGAUGAUGACGUUUUGGACGAGAGGGAGGUCAAGGCGACGGCAAUGCCUGAGAGGGGCGCGCUGAGCCAAAAGGAUGAGGAAGAGAUUCGGCAACAGGCGGCGUAA